Arthroderma uncinatum is the source of this 4161-nucleotide messenger RNA. RefSeq lists its product as uncharacterized. The transcript has 10 exons. The coding region runs from base 1 to 4161 and encodes 1386 amino acids. Gene Ontology annotation, molecular function: nucleic acid binding; protein binding. Lineage: Eukaryota; Fungi; Ascomycota; Eurotiomycetes; Onygenales; Arthrodermataceae. Gene Ontology annotation, cellular component: mRNA cleavage and polyadenylation specificity factor complex; nucleus. The record is from RefSeq and is a predicted model, not a curated record.
AUGCUAUACAGAGCUGCUGCUCCCAUCCGGGCAAAGACGUCCUUGCUCCAGGUCUUUUCCUUGGUCAAUGUUACGUAUGGCUCCUCGUCUUCAGGCGGGCAGCCAGAUCAGAAAGGUCGACAUGACCGUUCACAGCACGCGAAGCUGGUGUUAGCUGCCGAGUACGAGGUGCCAGGUACCAUUACAGGGCUGGAGAAGGUUAGGAUUCCGAACUCCAAAAGUGGUGGAGAGGCAAUCCUUGUUUCUAGUCGGAACGCGAAGCUCAGCUUGAUAGAGUGGGAUCCGCAAAGUCACGGAAUAAGCACUAUUUCAAUCCAUUACUACGAGGAUGAGGAGAGUCAUACGAGUCCCUGGGUGCCUGAUCUAGGAAGCUGCCCCUCCAAUUUAACCGUUGAUACAAACGAUAACUGUGCCAUCUUUAACUUUGGCAUUCACAGCUUGGCGAUCUUACCUUUCCACCAGGUAGGAGAUGACCUGGUAAUGGAUGAUUAUGAUUCAGCAGCGCCCAAUGGAGACGGCUCUGGAGAAGCGGUUAAUGAUACUCAUCAAUCUGGCGGAGGGGACGGAACAUCGCACGACAAACCAUAUGGACCUUCCUUUGUGCUACCUCUAACUGCCCUGGAUCCGGUUCUAACACACCCUAUCAACCUAGCCUUUUUGCAUGAAUACAGAGAGCCCACAUUUGGGAUUCUCUACUCUCAAAUCGCUAGGUCAACAUCUCUAGCUACAGAGAGGAAGGACGUGGUUUCUUACGCCAUCUUUACCCUGGACCUACAACAACGGGCCUCUACGACUCUUCUUACGGUCUCGCGCUUACCGAGCGAUAUCUUCAAAAUAGUACCGCUCCCACCUCCAAUUGGUGGAGCACUGCUGGUCGGCGCCAAUGAGCUUGUCCAUGUUGACCAAGCAGGUAAAACGAACGCAGUAGGCGUGAACGAGUUCGCCCGGCAUGCCUCUGCGUUUUCUAUGGCUGAUCAGUCGAACCUUGAACUUCGACUAGAAGGGUGUGUCGUGGAGCAGCUAGGAAGCGAAGCAGGAGAGAUUCUGCUUAUAUUGUCAGACGGGAGGAUGGCGGUCUUGACCUUCAAAGUUGAUGGAAGAUCGGUGUCUGGAAUAUCUCUUCAUAUCGUUACGGAGCAAUCAGGUGGUCUGACGAUUAAAGCAAGGCCUUCAUGUUCCGCUAGCUUAGGUCGGGGUAAACUCUUCUGCGGCAGCGAAGAAGGGGACUCUAUCCUCCUCGGCUGGUCAAAACCUUCUUCUGUCACGAAGAAACCUUCUACAGCGAACGAGGGAGUGAGCGAAGAAGCGGCAACUGAGCUCUAUGGAGAUGAUGAGCAGGAUGACGACGACAUGUAUGAAGACGACCUUUACUCCACCCCCCUCAACCCCGCUACGUCCCAUCAGGAAAAACUCGUGGUAAACGGCGAUAGUACUGGCGACUUUGUGUUUCGACCGCACGACAGGUUAUGGGGUCUGGGCCCUUAUAGAGAUAUUACUCUUGGGAGACCACCUAAAUCGAAAACCAAAGAUAAACGGGACAGUGUACCUGACAUAUCUGCUCCACUUGAAUUGGUAGCAGCCCGAGGAUUUGGCAAGUCAGGCGGACUUGCAGUCCUCAAACGAGAAGUUGAUCCAUUUACAAUUGACUCUCUCAAGAUGGAAAAUGUAUAUGGUGUAUGGUCGAUCAGGGUAAAUGACCCCAAGUCUAAAGAUGCAUCAUCCACAACGCAGUCUAGGGGUUAUGAUCGGUACCUUCUUCUAGCAAAGUCAAAAGGUGACGAUAAGGAAGAAUCAGUUGUGUAUUCGGUCGGAAGCAGCGGGUUGGAUUCGAUUGAUGCACCAGAAUUUAAUCCGAACGAAGACUGCACCAUUGAUAUCGGGACCCUCGCUGCCGGAACAAGGGUUGUGCAAGUGCUGCGAACGGAAAUCAGAAGCUACGAUUGCAACCUCGGAUUAGCGCAGAUAUACCCUGUCUGGGAUGAAGAUACCAGCGAAGAGCGCACAGUUGUUCAAGCUAGCUUUGCAGAACCCUAUCUCCUAACUAUCCGCGACGACCAUUCUCUCUUGGUUUUGCAAACAGAUAAAAAUGGCGACCUCGACGAGCUUGACAUACAGGGUUCAGCAGCCUCCGGAAAUUGGGUUUCUGGCUGUCUGUAUGAGGAUAAACUGCGAAUUUUCUUUCCCUCCGAGCCAGACUCAGAAGAUAAGGCGGGCCACAAUAUCUUGCUUUUCCUACUGGAUGGCGAUGGAAAGCUUUCUAUCUUCCGUCUUCCAAAUACCGCCGAACCACUGUGUUGUGUGGAUAACAUGAAUCUUUUGCCUACGAAUUUACCUUGCGAAGCGCCUUCGAGACGCCUGACAAACCGGGAGACACUGACUGAAAUCUUGGUUGCAGACCUUGGGGAUGCCAUUCGUAGAAACCCUUAUAUAAUACUACGUACAAAACAUGACGAUUUAAUCCUCUACGAGCCGUACCGUGUUACUAGCGAGAAUACGGAACCAGAAUUGCGAUUUCUUAAAGCUGUUAACCAUGUUGUUAUGGGUUCUCAGCUCGAUGUGGCACAGAAUGAUGCGGGAGACGCUACUCGAUCCUCAAGCAAACCUCUACGAGCGCUAUCAGAUGUAUGCGGAUACAAGACCGUGUUUAUGCCGGGCCGGAAUCCGUGCUUCAUCCUAAAAUCAGCAAUCACACGACCACAUGUCUUACGGUUACGCGGGAAAGCAGUUCAGAGCUUGAGUGGUUUUCACAUUGCCGCCUGUGAGCGUGGAUUCGCAUAUGUUGACGAAGAUGAUGUCAUUCGCAUGUCUCGACUGCCCUCAAACACCCGAUUUGAUAGCACUUGGGCUACGCGCAAAAUCGCACUAGGAGAGCAGGUCGACGGCAUCGUGUAUUCAUCGGCAUCUGAGAGCUAUGUGAUCGGCACCAGCGUUAAAGAUGAUUUCAAGCUGCCAGAAGAUGACGAGUCGCAUGCAGAAUGGCGGAAUGAAUUUAUUACUUUCCUACCCCAACUCGAAAGAGGAACCGUUAAACUUCUGGAUCCAAAAUCUUGGUCGAUCAUUGAUACCUACGAGCUAGAGCCCGCAGAGCGCAUUACCUGCAUCGAGGUAAUUCGCCUGGAAGUCUCGGAAACGACCCACGAGCGGAAAGACAUGGUUGUAGUAGGAACAGCCAUUGUCAAAGGUGAAGACAUCGUGCCUAAAGGCUGCAUCCAUGUUUUUGAAGUUAUCGACGUUGUUCCAGAUCCCGACCACCCAGAGAAAAACAAGAAACUGAAGCUUUUUUCGAGGGAGGAGGUUAAAGGUGCUGUCACUGCACUGUCAGGUAUUGGUGGGCAGGGAUUCAUGAUCGUCGCGCAGGGCCAGAAGUGUAUGGUGCGCGGACUAAAAGAGGACGGAAGCCUGUUACCUGUGGCCUUCAAGGAUACCCAAUGUUACGUCAGUGUGCUGAAAGAGCUCAAAGGGACUGGAAUGUGUAUUGUGGGUGACGCGAUCAAGGGCUUAUGGUUCACUGGAUAUUCGGAGGAACCGUACAAACUGGACCUAUUCGGCAAAGAGAACGAGAAUCUGGCGGUUAUAGCCGCGGAUUUCCUGCCAGAUGGAGAUAAGCUGUAUAUCCUAGUCGCUGAUGAUGACUGCAAUGUACACGUUCUGCAAUACGACCCGGAAGAUCCGAGUUCCUCAAAGGGCGAUCGCCUACUCCACCGAAGUGUGUUCCACACAGGCCACUUCGCAUCAACCAUGACUCUACUACCACAGGGAUCCCAUUCACUCUCCUCCUCACCCUCAUACUCUGACGGUGAUGCCAUGGACACCGACCUGCCACCGCCGCCAUCCAAAUACCAAGUGUUGAUAACGUCCCAAACGGGCUCGAUCGGAAUAAUCACACCUGUCAGCGAAGAUUCUUACCGUCGCCUGCUAGCUUUGCAGUCGCAGUUAGUCAACGCGCUUGAACACCCUUGUGGAUUGAACCCCCGUGGAUAUCGGGCCGUCGAGAGCGACGGGAUGGGCGGACAGCGUGGAAUGAUCGAUGGGAACCUACUGCUUAGAUGGCUUGAUAUGGGGGCUCAGAGGAAAGCAGAGAUUGCCGGACGUGCGGGUGCGGAUGUGGGUGCUAUUCGAGCGGACCUAGAGAAGGUUCACGGUGGUUUGGCAUACUUGUAG